AUGCGCGCGGGCGCCAACGGGAUGGGGUUGACAGGUUCGGACGAGAAGGGGGAUGGCGAGGAGGGCGAGACGGAUGUGAACGAGGAUGAAGAUCAGAAGGUUCAGGACGAGGAUAAGGAUGGGGAGUGGGAUAAGCAGGACACAGCCCUCGCUUGGACCAUGGCGAGCGCGAGCGCGCGCGGGGCCGCGGAGAUCGGCGAGGCGGCUCGCGCCGUGGAUCUGGUGGAGGUCGCCUCGCAGGAGGGCGGCGCGGGCGUCGGCGCCGAGGGCGCGCGCGUCUGCCCGUGGCAGCGCUCAAUCCGCGAGUGCCUGGCUCAGCAGCAGAGCGCUGAGGAGAUCGGCAUGCUGGCGCAGCUGCGUCGUCGCGAGAGUGACCUCGAGACGGCCAGGCGCCAAUUCUUCUCGAAGACCCCUCGCGUGUUUCCCGGCGCCUUGAUCGAGGAUCACUUCGCGCGGGGUCGCAUCCGCAGCCUCGACGGACGCUUUCAGGACUUCGACGGCACGGAGGCCCCCUGCGAGGUCACCAACUGGGGCAAGGCGCCUUCCCUUCGGAAGGCGUGGGUGAAGGACCGAUGCGACCUCUUCGCGGGCGACAAGGGCGUCGCGAUGGCACAGAGGGCGACGGGCACGAAGUGCGAUGUCUUCGAAAGGCUCGUGAAUGUCGGCCUGCGGUUCGUCAGCGGCUACCUCGUGGUGUUGGGGCCCCCGUGCAAGUAUUGGAUCUGGCUGACUACAAGUGCGCUGAGCGUCAAAGGGGCGAUCAUCAUCGAGCAGCCUUCCGCCAGCUUCAUGUUCCGCUACAAGCCGCCCUUGCAGAGGUCGGCUGGCGACCUGGAUGGCUACUCCGCGACGCGCCCCUGGGGGCCAUGCGCUCUGCAGGGGCGUCGGGGGAAGGUGAGCUCCAACGCCCUCGCCAUCUUCGGCGAGCUCGGCGAGAACUCGCGCAGGGCCAUGCCGCCGCGGAAGGGCGCUUUCGUGGAGGACAUCGCGCAGGUUGCCCGCGACCGAAACAUGGGCAGGGACCUGGCAGCGGGUUCGGUGCGCUACAUAGACGCAGCAGCCAUGGUCUUGUUCGGCCAUGGCAUGGACAGCGACGCCGCCCCCCACAUGUCCAUCGGGGAGACUUCCAAUAUGAUCAAGAAGUUUGUUGCUGAAUUGCCUGCCGCAGAUGGUGCGCCCUACUUCAAUGGCGACGGCAAGUUUGCAUUGGCGUUGCUCCCCCGCGUGUUCGGGGAGUUCUGCAACCUUGAUGUCAAUUCUGGCGUUAUCGCCGCCAUGUGCGCUGCCGUGCCGCCGCCGCGGAAGUACGCGCGGCGACUUGGGGCGCAGUCGCCUGGUGGCCGUCAGCAGCGGGGCGCGGGGGGGCUGUUUGGCCCGAUGCCAGCUGAUGUUGCGGCCGCCCGCGGGGCGAGCGGCGCGCUGCCCGCAGCUGGAGGACGUGGCGCGCUGGGGGACAGGCACGGUGGCGAUGAUGACUCCGCAGGUGGCGCUGAGUUGGGGCCCGCCCGGGCCAUUGGACAGCAACGCGGGGUUGCCCUCGCCGCGGUGCCGCAUGAUGGCGCCGCGGCGCCAAGCCAAUCGCCUUUGGCACUGGCACCGCGCGACUACAGCAGCCUGGAUAGGCCAGAUAUGGUCGUUGCCUUGCACGCAGAGGACGUGAUCAUCGAACAGUCGGCCGCCCAGCUACGCCAGUCCGCUAUUGACCUGAGAAACAUGCAAAGAUCGAGUGACACUUGGAAGGGCAAGGCGCUGGCCUUGAGGGCGGAGAAAGAGAUACUUCAGAUGGAGCAGAGCGCCCUCGUCGCUGCGGUCCGCUACCGAUCGGGCGCGCGGGCUCACGUCUCCAUUCAAGGCGUCUACGCGCUAGCCCUCCGCAGGGACAUGGGGCACGCUGGUGGGAGGCUGACGGCCGCCAUGGUUGCAGGCGACGGCCUCCACGGCGAGGUCCGCGAUCCUCGCGCGGUCUGGCGCUGCGAGCACCGAGCCGCAGCAAUCGUGAGGAUGUUGGCGGAGGAGGUUGCCCGCGGGGGCGCAUUGCCCGCCGCUGAAAUCUUCGCGAUUCGCUGCGACGCCACGAAUCAGGAAACGAUUGAGAAGGCGAAGGUGCACAUGCCCCUGCUCGACGUCGCGCGCGCAGACUCGCCCCCAGCGCCCCCCGAGGAAGGCAGGGGCUUCAGCUCGCGCGUGGCCAGGAAGAGCGUACCAGGCGACAUUCAGAAAGUGUACCUUGGAACGGCGCAGGAGACCUACAGCAUGGCGGUCGCCGAAAUGACGUCGGUGGGCUUCCCCGCGUGGGAAGAGAGGGCGCGCGCGAGGCAGGGCGCGGACGCCACGCCUGGACUAUUGACAUACAUUUUCGGCGUGGACGCGGGGCCAGACAACGUGGGAAUGGCCCCGCUCCUCAGGGCUAGUCUGUCGGCGGCGCCCACUGUGAGCUUCCUGAUAACCUUCUGUUUUGCACACCAGUUCCACCUGAUCGUGCAAAAUGCCACGUGCUUUUUUGAAGAGUUCGUUUGGGAAGACCCAGGGUUGCAGAUCGUGCCGGCGCCUGCCAGUGGGGCCGACGCGCCAGUUCAAGCUGGCGGCGCAGUGCCGAGCGGCCCGAAGUACUGGUCCAGAUGCGCGACAGUCGCCAACGUCUGGCGUUCACCAGGCGUAGCACAGAAGCUGCGGAACGCUGCCGAUGGAUUGUUCGACGCAGCGGCGUCGGCCGCGCACUUCAGCAACAUGCCGGGCCGCCCUCUCCGCGGGAGGUCCGUCAGAGUGGAAAAGGCAGCGGAGGCCAUCGUAGCGUCGGUCUUGAUUGUGGGAUGCGGAUGGGCGUUCCGAUUUAUUCGGCGACUGGCAGACUUCCCAUAUCUGUGGCUCAUGUUUGCCGAAGAGCCAGCCGAUCAAGAUUGCCCGAUGCGCCGCAGGCUUGCGACCGAGCUGGUGGACAGACUUGACCAUCGGGCGUGUUGCUUGCAGUGGCACUUCGGGGACAUGAGUGCCAAGUGGGCGGCGCACUUCCGACCGCAGUUGGAAACGGCCAAGGCGACGGGCACGUGCCCAGCAGACUUGUACGCCGCGACGUUGAUGCUGAGACGCGCGUGGCCCAUCGACACACAAGAGAUAGAGGGCAUGAAUUCCAUAUUGCAGACGAUGGUCGCCCGAGCCCCGUUUCUGCACACUCCGCUCGCAAGUGACAGGAUGCAGCUCAAGAAAGGCGAUGGAGUGACGGCGACUGAGUGCAUCACCAACCACAAGCGGGGACUGCAGUCAAUGGUGGCCGAGCAGGCGCUCUGCCGUUUCAGCGGGCCUGUGGUCGACGUGAGCCCACCUCCAGCUCGCCCCGUCCAGUGCGCUCACAAGCGCUGCCCGUCUAUGAUAAUGCCGAUACGGUACGCUUUGGCCUUGUACAGGCGGCAAGAACAAGGCGUGCAGUACGUCUGGGACGGCCCUGAAGGUUUGCCGCCGUUCGUGGCCCCGUGGGCGAUCGGCGCGGAGCUUUGGGCGUGCAAGGGUGAGUUUGUGGAUUUGGACGGCCGCGUCAUCUUCAAGCUGACAGCGCCAAUUCACCCAAUGCCUUUGUUCGAAGCGUUCCACGAGCACGCAGGGGGUGCCUACGCAGGAGGCGACCGCAAGAAGCGGGACACCGCAGUUCUCCGAUUGCGGCGCCAGCGGCUGCUUUGGGGCAGGGCGCUGCACGCGCGUGUCUUGGGCGAGUCCGCGACCGCCAUUGGCCUUGACCCUGCGCCGCCGCCGAGGCCGAAGAGACCCAGGCCAGAUGCGUCGGGCGGGGGUGGCAGCGCUGGCAGCGACGGCGGCGCUGGCGGCGGCGCCCCCGCGGCGCCAGCGCCCAUGGGCGAUGCCAGCCCCGAUGGCGACGACAACCUCAGCGAUGGCGACGACGGGGACUUGGAACGCCAUCUAGAGCGGCUGAUGGAGGAGGCCGAGGCGGCGGAGAUGGAAAAGGCAUCCGCGGACGAGGAAGAGUUGGCCAUGCGCUUGUCGGCCGCUGACGCAGAGCUUGCUGAAGCGCGGCUCCUGGACCCAGACGGACAGGACGACGUUGAAGAAGACGAUGGCCUCUUUGAGGGCGGCGCCGCAGCUGCGCCUGAAGACGGCGCUGACGCUUUGCUUCCAGAAGACAGGGAUGCUGAUGGCUUGUUGCGCCCGCCCGCCGCUAUGAUGCGGGGCGAGCUGAUUGGCGGCGGCAUAGAGGGGGCAGUUCCAUUUGCUGAUAGGAGCCGAAUGGCCAGGGAGCGGCGAGGCGCCAUCACGGAGGCGCUAAGAGUGGCCGCCGCCCAGUCGAUUGCAACGCACCCCACGACCCAUGGAGAGAUCUCGCUCGUGAAGACCACGGACAACGCUUUCUUUAUCAGGUGGGUCGCUGUGGUGGGCCAGGGUCACGAGAUUGCGUUUGACCACCUCAACGGGGUCAAAACACUUGUCUUCUUCCAGGCGGAAAAGACCAGCAUGGCCGACACCCCGAUGGAGAUCAUCAUUCGGCACACUGGCGCCCGCAUGAUCAAAACCACUGGGGGCAAAGCGGAACGCCCCCUGAUGCCUGAGUGGUGCUUGCGUUUGAAGGACCACGCCGAAGUAACCAUGUUCUGCGGCCCCCGUCCUGCAGAGCUUAGCUUCGGAGGAUGCGUCGUGUGCAAGGGCGCGCUGAAGGACGCGUACAACAAGCCCCCCUGGAACGGCCACUUCGUUUGCAAAGCUUGCCACAGCGCAUGCCACUACGCAUGCGCAGCGGUAGACCUGGACGGAGCAGACUUUGGCGCGGUCGUUUGCAUCGCGUGCUCCCGCAGGCUGCCCGACGCGCGGACGUGCAUCGGGCGGCUUGCGCCGACGCAUGGAUCAAUGACCGAGCAGCCAGCGGUGGUGGCCGCGCUCGCGGAGUUCCGCGAUGGAGUCACCGCGUCCGCCCUGUUCAAGACAGGGGAGGAUGAUGGCUACGAGCACAUCAGCGAGUUGUUCAAGCCCGACUCGCUGCCCAUCGAGAUCUUGAGGAGGAUCGACGCCACGCCGGGGUGCCUCGUCCAUAGGGACUUCAGGCUCGCCCUCGUGAAGGCCAACGGGGGCUGGUCCACGAGGCGCCACCCUGCCAACAAGGAAGGCGACGCGGCCUCGCUCCUCCAGCGCAAGCAGUCCGUCGAGAGCGUCGGCAUCUUGGUCGACCUGCGCGGAGGCGCGUGGGUCGCGCAGGACCCAGACGAGGCUGCGCACGACAGCUUCGAGACCCUCCACUGGGGAACGCUCCUCCAGGGCGCUGAGAUGGCGUGGCGCGACGACAAGAACAAGGCGAACCGCGCCAUCCAGCAGUCCAUCCAGGCUGGAGUGCCCAACAGCAAGGUGUACUCUCGGAGCUUGGCCAAGUACGUGUACAAGUUUCUGGUUGACUUCGGCAACAGCGUGAACAAUCAGGUCUACCGUUCUUGCGCCACGAUCGAGGCGGCCUGGACGAAGAAGAAGCGCGCGAUGGGGUGGGCGAACGGGGCCACGACCGCUGCCUUCAGGGACGCGCGCAAGCUCGAAAUCGCGAACGCGUUCUUCCCAGGUGCCACGGUCUGGAAGGCCUUCACUGCGAGGGCCACGGACGAGGUGGACUUGACAGACCAGGCCGCCAUCCAAUAUGACAGGAUCACUUCGGUCGCGUCCGUGAUCUUCAAGACCCGCGGGAAGUUGAAGGGCGCCCGCCGCAAACACUUCAUCGUAGACGCGAUCAGUCUGCGGAUGCCCCGCGCUGGCAAGAAAGGAUGGGGUGCUUGCGCUCUCCUGCCAGAAGGGCUUCUUCUCCCCGCGGCAAGACCGACGCCGGCGCAAUUGCAGCACCUCUUCGCGACGAUGGACGACAGCAAGGCAAUCAAGUUGGUCAAGAAGGACAACAAGAAGCACGCCGACAGGGCCAGCAGGGCUAGGGGGCAGCUCGAGGAGGGCAAGGAAAAGGACAAGGCGAAGGUCCACGCGUUCAUCGGGAUCCGCAAGAACAAGGGUAAGGUCCUCGACGAGAAGUGUCGCCUCAAGUUGGUCCGCCAGAUGGCCACCAAGCAGCUGAACAAGGAGCGGAAGCUGAAGGGCCAGGCCAAGAGGAUCGAUGAGACGCCUACGAAGGGUAAAGACGACGACGCGAAUGGGAAGAAUUUCUUAGACUUCCUCUGCGAGACGGAGACCUUCUUGAUGAAGGCCCAGGGGCUCGUGCAGGGCAUGCGCAUGGCCGCGCCCUGGGGGAUCUUCAAUGGCAAGGUCGAGAUCUCGAUCGACGGCGAGUCCAGGGCUGUCGCUGGGCGGGCGCAGCCUCGGAUGCUACUCAAGCGCCGCAUCUGCGGCGCCGCGCAGCUCGAGCCGAGGCCGUCGGGCCCCGACUUCGACGCCUUGCGCGCGCAGGUGCUCGCUGAGAAGGACAUCGGCAAGGCGCUGGAGGGCGCCUCGAUGGGUCCCAACUUCGCCGAGGCUGAUGGCGGGGCUGCCGUUCCAGCUGUAGAUCUGCUCGAGCAGGUUGAGGAGGGGGGCGCGGCGCUGCUGGCCUUGUGGGACUUCGUGCGAAGCCAGGCUUUCACCAAAGUGCCCGUGCUGCUGGCCUGCUCUGCCGAGAUGCUCAACGGGGCCAUGAUGGGGAUCUUCGGCACGUUGGCGAUGGGCCAGGUCAUGGCCAGGAUCCCUGCGGAAUGGGACAGCGCCGCGCGCCUCGUUGAUCUCGCGAAGAAGCGCGGCCACGUGGGCGCCCUCUCGCACAACCAUGCGGCGGUUGGUUUGGCUGAGGCGAACUGCGACAUGCUCAGGUUGGGGUCCUUGAGGGCAAGCCUCAUUCUGUACAUCGUCACGUCGCUGGGUAUUCAGCAGUGUCAGGUGCGGCGGGGCCCGCUGCUGGAGAUGAGGGCGUGCCUGAGCCCAGUGAUGCACCGCUUCCUGACGGAGCUGACGGCUCGCCUGAGCCCAGCGCCCCCCACUUGCGUCCAGGCCGAGCAGCUGGUCAUCGACAGCCCGGAGAGACCGACGCAGUGGCCCGAGGGCGUGGCCCGGCGCAAUGGCGUCUUGCUCAAGACGAUCUCUGCGCUGAGCGACCCCGCGAAGAUUCGGGCCUUCACCCUGGAGAACAAAUGCAUCCAGAGCCGGGGCUUCAAGUGGCCCGAGUCCCAGGGCGAGGGCGCCCUGCCCGCGGAGAAACAGAAGACGGCGGCCGCCAUCAUGGCGCAGUUCGACCAGGAGCGCGCGAUGGGGGCGAGCUUGGCCAUGAGCGACAUGUGGACGGCGUUCAGCAGCAAGUGGAAGCGCUCGCCGGUGCCUCCUGAGGCCGAGAGGGCCAAGGCCAAAGGCAGUGGGCGCGCGAGCACAGCUGCUGACGUCGGCGGCGCAGCGGGCGACGGCGAGGGCAAGCAGGGCGGCGCGUCCAUCAAGGCCGUGCCCGACCACCCCUUGCUGGGCCACUGGAACGGCACCGUGGCUAAGGAGCAGACGAGUGGGGCAGAGAUUGCUUUGUGGCAGAAGGCGGUGAUCAAUGCUGUGCAGAGCAAGAUCACGGAGUUCGGCACCCAGUUUUACGGCAUGCACGAGACUGGUGAGACGAAGAAGAAGAAGAAGAAGAAGACAUCCGAGGAGGAACCUUGCAACUACGGGCACAAGGGCUCGAACACCUUCCUGACCACGGAGAAAAAGAAGAGCAGGCAAGAGGACGAGCGGGAUGCCGUCGCCGACGAUGGCCCGAAGAAGGCGCGGUGGAUCCUGGAGCGGCACGGCGCAGACAUCGGAGAGUUGACGAUCCCAAUGUUCGGGAAGGUGAUAGACGUCGACACGGCGAAUUCCAUGGGCAGAGUAGCUAGCUUGAACGGCCCGAAGGACGAGGGCCCAGAGGCAGGGUGCACGGUGAGCAAUGAGUGGGAGCCGCCCAAGCUGUACGUCGAGGGGGGUCACUGGAUGAACCCAUUGAGGACGGACUUCAGCCCGGGCUGGCUGGUGGCCCCUGCCCCGGAGCCGAAGGCAGUGGCCAAGCCCGAGGGCAAGUGCGAGGCCAAGCGGCUGGCCAGGCCGAAGAAGGACCCCCUCUUCGACGACACGCAGGGUUCUCUACCUCCAGACUCGCUGGAGCCCGAUCCUCAUGCGCAUGGGCUGAGGGAGGACCUCAAGGACUCUGCCUUCGACUCGUCGUCCGAGCCCGAGCCCCCUGGCGGCGCAGAAGAAGAUGCUGACCCCGCUGGCUCGGCGGCUGCUCAGGAGGAGAUCGCGCGCGACACCGCUGGCGACGACGAGCAGGCGCCUCAGAAGAAGAUGCGCCUCCCCGAGUCCGAAGAUGCGCCUCCCCCAACAAGGCCGAGUUCCACGGCGGGUGGCUCCUCCUUCUGGUCCAUGGAGUGGAUGGGGCCGUUCGUCUUCGGGGUCCUCGGCGACCCGCCUAGCGAGCGGGCCAUUGAGGUGGAGCCGAAGGAGGACAAGACGUGGUGGGUGGAGUGGAAGAUCGACGGCGUGUUCGUGCACCGCUUGACGGAGGAGCACCUGAACCGCAUGAACGCAGGCGAGAGGUUCGACACUCGCAUCAUCGUCGGCAACACGGACACCAUGCGGCGCGCAGCCGCCCAGUUUCCAGUUGUCGCGUCGAAGUUCGCACAGGGCAAGUGGGCGAAGGCCCUGAAGCCCGCGCGCGGCUUGCGGUGCAAACCUUUCGGGGUCGAGGUGUUGAAGCGCAAGGUCGCGCGCGUGAUGCCGCACCUCGCCCCCUUGGAGGCCGAGCUGGACGAGGACGAGAAAUUCGAGGACAGCCUCUGCGAGGAGGGCGCGGAGGCGGAGAAAGGCGAGCAGGUCAUCAAGAAGCGCUGCUGGAGGGCGACUGGGUACUGGGACUCGAUGCCCGCCCUCAAGCGCGCGAAGAUGCAGAAAAAGGACGACAAUUUCGCGGUUCGACCCCCCGCCGCCAUGGACCUCGAUUCCGUACCACGGGACUUUGUUGGCCAGGGCCUAG
Prorocentrum cordatum is the source of this 8938-nucleotide messenger RNA. The record is from the annotation of a GenBank genome assembly. NCBI's taxonomy places the organism in Eukaryota, Dinophyceae, Prorocentrales, Prorocentraceae.